Molecule: messenger RNA, 1997 nt
Organism: Aspergillus versicolor CBS 583.65
Lineage: Eukaryota; Fungi; Ascomycota; Eurotiomycetes; Eurotiales; Aspergillaceae
Exons: 3
Coding region: 221-1789 (522 amino acids)
Biological process (GO): transmembrane transport
Molecular function (GO): transmembrane transporter activity
Source: RefSeq, a predicted model, not a curated record
CUCGGCCGCUCAUAUCUACUGCGCUGACUCUGGUAGAAGCCUGUGUAGUGGGCAAUACUACAGUUGACCAAAAUGGGGAAGCUAUGUUGAGCAGCAAGGGCAGAUGAAUACUGAUACCCCUUGGUUUACAUUGUGGCUUCCAUGAGCUACUGCGUACAUUCCACCUGAAUAUGCGACCUUAGCUGUUCGACACUGCGUUCUACGCGCCCUCACAGAAGAUAUGUUUUCGUGGUUCCUUCGUUCAUUCGGCCGCAAGGACAGUAGGGAAGAUGUCGACACAGACAGUUACCCUCUCCUAGAAAGACGAAGUACGUCCGUCGAUGAAAACACGCCAGGAGAAUCAGAGGACAAGCCGGCCAAUGCAUCCGAUGGCCCGGUGACGUGGUUGUCUCUCCCCAACAAGACCCAGCUGUUCAUCCUGCUCGUCGUGAGAGCCUCCGAAGUUGUCUAUCGAUCCUCGAUUCGGACAUAUCGCUUCCAUCAAUUAAGAUGGUUCGACCCGGCCUUGCCAGACGACCGCCUGUCUACACAGGCGGGGAUCAUCCACGGAUCCUCCAACGCAGUACAGGUUUUCAGUGGUAUUCUGGUCGGACGCCUAGCAGACACGCCAUGGAUUGGACGGAAGUCUAUGUUGCUCUGUGGCUUGUUCGGCUAUAUAAUCUCCUCUAUAGGACUGGCCUUUUCCAAGUCAUUCCUCGCUGUCGUAGCCUUCCAAGCGCUGGGAGCAGUCAUGGAUGGUAUUCCGGCAUUGGUUCGCACGACUAUAGCAGAGACGAUGGGGGAGAAGAAAUAUCUGUCUCGUGCAUUUGUACUCCUCCCCCUCUUCGCCAAUGUGGGCGGCACCCUCGGCCCUUUCAUGGGGGGGAUUUUGGCUGAUCCGAUGCAUAAUCAUCCUUCACUUGUAUGGCCUGAGUGGAUGUCGAGGUGGCCAUACGCCCUACCAUCUCUGGUCAAUGCCGCAAUGUGCGCGCUCAUUGUUGUCCUGGUUGUCCUAUUUCUGGAUGAAACACUGCCCAGUGCUCGCCUCUGUCAACGCGCAAACAGCUACCGAUACCAGCCUCUCCGCGAGUCUCCCGCAAUCGAUCGAGUAGAAGAGGGAGCUAUUGAGGACCAGUCCCCUCAGACUCGAAAACCAGCUGGUUUCCGCGCCCUGUUGGCGCGAAACGUACUCCUGACUCUCAGCUCCCGCUUCCUAUUCAGCUUCCACGACAUCACCUAUAUCUCCCUCUCGGCCCUUUUUCUCCCGGCCCCGCGCGCGUCUCCCUUCGUUCACCACGGAGCUCAUUUUGGCGGUGGGAUGGGGCUAUCGACCGCAGAAACAGGACUCGCCAUGUCCAUCUCAGGGCCCAUUCUAGUCCUGCUAUCCCUCACCUGUUACCCCGCCGUCUCCGCCAGACUGGGGACUCUCGGCUCAUACCGAAUCUUCCUCUCCCUAGCACUGGUUCUGUAUAUGGCGACGCCCUUCUUGGUGUUCGUCCCAGAUCGCGCUCUCCCCGUGUGGCUGGCGCUGGGGGGCGUCAUGUCCCUGAUUGCUGUCUCGCGCACUUUCACCUGUCCGGCAUCGUCGAUUAUUCUGAACUACUGCGUUUUGGACCCGAGUGCCCUGGCUACCGUGAAUGGCGUGGGACAGAGCGUCACCUCUGCGGCAAAUACAAUCGGGCCGAUGAUUGGAAGCUGGGAAUUUGGCCUGGGACUGAGGUCGAAUCUGGUGGGUAUCCCCUGGUGGGGAUUGGGAGUGGUGGUAUUGGCGCAGUUGAUUGUUCUGUGCUUUUUGGAAGUCGUGGAGUAGAACUUAUUAACCACUAAGACAUGUCGGUAAUCGCGAUCUUGGUGAAAGUGGUGUUCUUCACCUACAUCGAUAUCCAGGUGGCAAAGCCGACAUUCAGCGUUUGCAAGCAAACGAAGUAUUCACUACAAGGGAAACCUCGCUUGUUGCUAGCAUUGUAAUGGAAAGGUAUAACUAGCCCUUACAUGGCUGUGUUUAACGCGAAAUCAUG